Messenger RNA from Diceros bicornis minor, 246 nucleotides. It is a transcript of the gene CTXN3, whose product is annotated as cortexin 3. The transcript has a single exon. The record is from RefSeq and is a predicted model, not a curated record. Lineage: Eukaryota; Metazoa; Chordata; Mammalia; Perissodactyla; Rhinocerotidae. The coding region runs from base 1 to 246 and encodes 81 amino acids.
AUGGACGGAGGACAGCCCAUCCCUUCGCCCUUAGUGCCCCUUGGGAAUGCGUCGUCAGAUUCUAGCAUGUCUCUGGAGCAGAAAACCACGUUUGUUUUUGUGAUUUUGUUAUUUAUUUUUUUGGGCAUCCUCAUUGUCAGAUGCUUCCGUAUUCUUCUGGACCCGUAUCGAAGCAUGCCAACCUCGACCUGGGCUGAUGGACUUGAAGGCCUGGAGAAGGGGCAGUUUGACCAUGCUCUUGCUUAG